AGACACCGACCAUUCAUUUUCUAUCCUUGUUUGAGAGUUGUGUGAUAUCAGUGUUGCUUUAAAAAAAAACCCACACACAUGCUUUGGUACACAGUGUUGACAAACUGCUGCCGUGAACGAAGAGCCUGAAGGACACACGCAUAUAUAAAAAUAUGUGUAAACUCAGUGGACGGAAGAUAGCGUUACAGUGAGUCAGUGACCAGCUACAGCAACAGUGACGCUGGCGGUGUAUGCUGUCCAAGUGAAGGUAGUUAAUCAUAAAUGGCAUCUUGCCUGUGUGAACUGUACAUCUGGUCUCUCAAAAGCCUGUAUGCAAUCCCAGAUCAGAUGGUAGGAUGUCAUGUCUACCACGAGAAAGGAGAGCAAGUUAAUACAUAUGAGAAUCCAUACAAUGAGGAGAAGCAACAUUUUACAGAAGGACAGGAUAUGACAUGGUCACCACGAAAUAAAAGGCCAGAGCGACUUCGUGACAGCAUAAAAGAAGUUGAGGAAUUGCUGAGUCAGCACAGAUGUCUACAGGUUCGAUGGCGAAGUCGACAGUUACUACAGCUGGUGCUCAGCAAUGGCUGCAUUAUUAGUCUGGCUGUCAGUGGCCAUUCAGGAGAUGUUGAUCGAAUCUUCAUUGACAAGUCUAUGGUGGGAAAGUUCAGCAGUGAUGUGGUUUGUGAUGUGUUCCUCACAGACCAGUAUAUGGUGGCAUGCCAGACAGAUAUACCUCGGGUAGAAUAUGCACACUUCACACGUCGCCCACCCCUGAAUGAAGCUGCAAAACGAUUGGACAAGCUAUCUACUUGGGAACCAAAGGUCACACAACUGGAUCCUGGUCCUAAAGGACGGCGCCUGGACCGGAAGUUCUCCAGUAAUAUUCAUCAAGACAUGCUUUUACUGUGGUGGUCAACGAACAGUGCUGAUCCCUGGCCCUGGAGUCCCAUGACCAAUGAUCUUGAGCGUGCUAAUCUUAUUGUCCUCUCUUUAAAUGGGCCUUUCAUUGAAGUUCUAACACACGGCAGGACUGAAAGUGAUCCUGUACACGCAGCCUUCAGCGGUAUUCAGCCACACAAGAUCUACACAGUAGAGCAAAGCUUCGGGCCACGAGGUGAAAUUACAGUCCGUACUUGCGUGCUGGAAAUUAUCCGAGGCAAAAUGCAGACAGCAGCAGUUGUGACAAUACCCCUCAAAGGAACAGUCAUUUGUCAAGCCAGGAACCCAGGGGAAGAUAAGCUGCUUCUGGGAUGCAGUGAUGGCUCGCUGGUAAUGUACAGCCAGCAUAAGAAGCUGACAUUUGUUACAAGAUGUGCUGUGGUACCAGCUUGUCUUGCCUGGCAUCCUGGGGCUAACCUGAUCUUUGCUGCCAGUAACCGGGGUGACAUUCAGGUGUUUGAUCAAGCACUUAAUCCUCUCAGGGUGCAGUUUGUGGCGGAAGAUCCUGAGCCUGAGAAAUUUCUUAAGAUCAGCUGUCUCUUCAGGACUUCAGUGACCCUAAAGAACAUUGAAUGGUGUAUGUUUGAUGCCCAGAGCUCGGAAUUCGUCACAGACUACAUAGAUGCCAUGUUUCUUAGCCUGGAAAAAGGUCCGCCAGCCCUUUUACUGCUGCAUCUUGGAACUAUGAGUCGUGAGAGGUUUUCUGCUGUGGAGCUCACUAAAGAGUACAUCAAACAUCGGCAGAUUGAUGAAGCAGUAAGUCUGCUAGAAAGUUUAAACUGGGACACUGAGGGCGCCAGUUGUUAUUCUUGUCUCUCUGCUAUUGUUAAUCACCUGCUGCGACAACCACUUAAUGCAGAGAGGGAAGCUCAGUUGCAGGCAACGCUAGCCACAUUCUAUGCUCCUAAGCCUCCAAUCUCUGAGGUAACAAUUGUGGAAUAUCGAGACCCCAUAUCACGUCUCGCUCGCCGCUUCUUCCACCAUUUGUUGCGCUAUGCUCGCUUUGACAAAGCUUUCUUGCUGGCUGUGGAUAUCGGAGCCCGUGAUCUCUUCAUGGACCUGCACUACAUGGCUCAGGAUAAGGGGGAAACAGCACUAGCUGAAGUUGCCAAACAUAAGGCUGAGCAGGUGGAUGCAGAAACGCAGGAUGUCCUGGACAUUUUGGAUGAGGGCUUGUCUGCAGAAGACAGAUUUGUGCAGCACAAUGGAAGCCACAAGCAGCUGCAGGAAGCUGCUGAACAGGAAAACAUCAUUGAUCAGCUUCCCUUGUCUCGGCAACACCCUUGGCAACAGGAGUACUAUCGACAAGGGGCAGGUGAUUAUCCUGAACAAACAAGAAUCCAAAGAAAUAGGGAGAUUGGAAAUUUAGCUGCUGCACCAACAGAUGACUUUUCUUGUUUCGACGAUCUGGGAUUGGACAACAACUUGAUAAGCGACUACACUGCAGCAUUAAUGGAGCCUCACAAGCAGAAACCAGGAGGUGAAGACAAUGAUAAGGAAAAUGGAAGAGGUACCCCAGGAAAAGUGAAAGUGAUUCAUUUUGGAAUUGUGUAGGGAAAUCAUGGAUCAUGCUCCAUUUUCAGAGCUGCACACCAAUAAGUCUCCCAGCUGCAGGAUUUUGCAUCAGAAGUCUAUGGACACAAUGUGUUUUAGUAUCAACAGACCAAUGGGAAAGAAGCAUAGAGUUUUAAAUAUAAAGUUAUUAAACAUUGAUGGCAAUCUGAACACUUGUUUCAACAGGUCUGGGUGUUGGAGAUGGAGUGUAUUGUAUAAAUUUUCUGCAGAUUGAGAUUCAUAGGCUUUAGAGGUUGACAUCAUGCAUUCAUUGUAUUAAGGGCCCAGAUGGGUAAAAGAGAAUGAAUGUUGCCACUGAAUAUUGAAUUGCUACAGUUUACCUGCCUGCACAGCUGCAUCAGGGUAAUGGUCAGCUGUAGUCCUAGCCUCAAAGUGCCUGUAUGAACAAUGCCACACUGACCAUAAGGUUUCCAUUUAUAAUGCAUAGUUCCAAGCUGAUGCAAUUGUUUCUCAGCGUGAAAUUGGUACGUUGCCAAACAAGCUCUUCAGUUUGAGCUGUACACACAUUCGUUCUGCUACGGCAGCAGAAAUUUUUAUGAGUCGAGUAGGCAUAACGACUGUUUUAGUGGGUAUAAGUGUAGGAGUACGAGUGCAUCAGUACGUUUGUUUGAACUUAUUGAAUAGGGUUAACGUUAUAUAUCUGAUGUUUUAUAUAUAAUAUAUAAUUAUUUUGCUGUUAAUAACAUUUAGUGUCUGCAAGGGGAGAAAAUUGCAAAUAACUGAACAAUUCCUCUCUCUCCUCCAAAAAUUGGCUAGAUGUUAAAAAAGUUUUACCUAUUUAUUACUUGUACUUACAUAGAACAGCAUGUGACAUGAACUGUUAACUAGUUGCAAAGCUUACUGUAGCUAAAUGAGUUGUAAACAAUUUUUACAAUAUUUAUGUUGUAUUUUAAAGGUUUCAGAUACUCUGGUUAUUAGCGACUGUGGUGGAAAUAAUAGUGUACUUAUAUUUAUAUACAUGUCUAGUAUAACAUUGUGUGUACAAAUAUAUAGUGUGCCUUGAACAUUGUACAUGCUCAUGUUUACUGAAAAGAAUUACAUGGUUGUGAAAACUUUGCAGGCCUGUGAAACUUGGCUGAAAAUUUCUCACUGUCCAUCUGCAAAUAAAGACUGUAACAGUUGCAUUAAGUGAUGCUUGCAGAUCUUCCCUUGCAAAAUAAAUUCCACUUGGUGGAAACUUUU
Pomacea canaliculata is the source of this 3678-nucleotide messenger RNA. Its product is annotated as WD repeat-containing and planar cell polarity effector protein fritz homolog. Lineage: Eukaryota; Metazoa; Mollusca; Gastropoda; Architaenioglossa; Ampullariidae. Gene Ontology annotation, molecular function: protein binding. Gene Ontology annotation, biological process: cilium organization; establishment of protein localization; nervous system development. Gene Ontology annotation, cellular component: axonemal basal plate. The record is from RefSeq and is a predicted model, not a curated record.